Messenger RNA from Cyprinodon variegatus (sheepshead minnow), 2927 nucleotides. Its product is annotated as inner ear-specific collagen-like. NCBI's taxonomy places the organism in Eukaryota, Metazoa, Chordata, Actinopteri, Cyprinodontiformes, Cyprinodontidae. Bases 92 to 1609 code for a protein of 505 amino acids. The transcript is spliced from 5 exons. The record is from RefSeq and is a predicted model, not a curated record. Gene Ontology annotation, molecular function: protein binding.
ACCUGAAAGCGGUUUUGUUCUGGACGACGCCUAUAAAUGCAUCAAAGCCGGGUCGGUCCAGCUCAUCUUCCUAAAAACCCUGCAGGUGAAGAUGCUGCCCAACUCAGAGAGAAAGAUGUUGUCCAGCAUGCUGGGAGUCCUUGUCUUGUCCUCCACCUGUUCAGCCAUGCUGCUCCGAAACCUGACCAGAAACAUGAUGCCACCUGAGGAAGGCUCCGGGUUCGACCCCAACACUUUACGCUGGCCUGAAGAGGGAGAGGAUUCACCUUCAGUUCCAGAUCCCCAAUGGUCAGCUAACGCUCAGCAUGUACGCAUGCCGUUUUUGCCCUCCGACAACAAUAUGACCAACAACGGCCUACGGAUGUCAGCCACCAACUCACCUCUGAUGCCAGAGCCAGAUACUUCAAUCUGUGACAUCAUUUUCAGCCAGCCGGUACCGCCCUCCAUCGACCAGAUCCCAUUCUUCUGCAUCUGCUCCUACUGCAAAGGAACCAUGGGGCCCAAAGGAGACCGUGGGGACCGGGGCCUUCCAGGUCAACCUGGAAGUCCUGGAAUGAGAGGAAUGACAGGAUUCAAGGGUUACCGAGGAUUCACGGGCCCCCAGGGAAUUAAAGGUCAAAAGGGAGACUUGGGAGAGAAAGGGCAGACUGGUCCAUCUGGGUUCACUGGAACGAAAGGCGAGCGGGGAUACAAAGGUGAGAAAGGUGACCAAGGACUGGCGGGACCUCCAGGCCUUCAAGGUCCCCAAGGAGAAAUGGGCACAUGUCCUGCCUCUUGCGAGAGUGUCCCAGGUGCACCAGGUCUGCAGGGGCCACCAGGACCAGCUGGGGCCCGGGGCCUGCCUGGGGUCCAGGGAGUUAUAGGACCUAAAGGUGGGAAGGGUGAUAAAGGGGAUACUGGAGUGCCUGGCAAUCCUGGAGUGAAUGGUCAGAAAGGUGACCAGGGUGAGCAGGGGAUCUGUGAAUGCACAGAUGGAACUGAUGGUGCUAAUGGGGCGCCAGGAGAUAAGGGAAGUAAAGGGGAAAAAGGUGACCUUGGUCCACAAGGUAUACAGGGUCCUGUGGGUCUGAAAGGAGAUCAGGGUGGUAUGGGUCUCAUGGGGCCACCUGGUCCCUGCUCCCCCGCCAUCCAAUCAGCAUUCUCAGCAUGCAUCGACCAAUCAUUCCCACCUGCAAACUGGCCAGUACCCUUCCCUGAAGUCAUAACAAAUGUGCAGAGGCACUUUGACCCAGCCAUGGGAAUGUACACAGCACCGGUAAAUGGCACUUAUGUUUUCUCUUUCCACCUGGCAACCAAGGAGAAGCCACUGAAAGUUGGCCUGUUCCGAAAUUUCUUUCCUGUGGUGAGAGUAACAGAAGCAUCGAGCCAAGCUACCACCAGCAAUACGGUUGUUCUCCAUCUGAACAUUGGUGAUAGGUUAUGGCUGCAGGUAAAGGACACCCUUACCAACGGCAUGCACACCGACAGUGAAACCAAAAGCACAUUCUCUGGCUACCUGCUGCACCCAGAUUCCUGCGAUGCAGCCUUUGGUAGAGGCUUUUUCCCAGCACUCCCUGCCCCCACAAGUGGCUUUAGCUGGGAUGGCCCUGGUGGUCCUGCCACUCCUUAAGCCAAGUAGGUUCCUUCCCCGUCACAGAUAUUCAGAUGCAGUGUCAACAGACAGCCAAUCAAAUCCUCUGUGUAAUCAUUGCUGCAUGUUUUAAAGGAGGGGUGUUUGCAGAAUGUGAUGGUUAAAAAAAUACUUCAUGCUUAUUUCUUUUAUUUAAAAUUAAUAAUUUAGAGUUUUGCCGACCUUAUCAAGCCUGGUCGAUCAUAUCCUGAUUGCUAUUGCAAAGUUAUCCAUAGCUGCAAGUUUAGCCUGUGGCAGGAUUUUCUAUCGUGUGACUCUUUCAUUUGGCACACAUUUUUUACAUUUUACACCGUAAGUUAAGCCGAAUAACAUCUACAUCUUCUUCUUAGAGUGCAUAAUUUUAAUGUUUUGAAUUCAAUAAAGAGUCAGCGUUUAAUCAUUUUAGAUACAGGAAGAUAUUUAGCAUAAGGUGUAGUGACAGCAGCUAGCAGCUAGGCAGCAACAUAGAGAGGUAGACAGCUUUCUGUCCUUUAUUGAAUACUUUUAAAAAAAUAGUAGGGAUGCUGGGAUCUGAUGAAUAUGAACUUCAGCUAUUUAGUAAAUCAAACUGACUGAACAGUUCAGAAAAAUUAUGAAUAGUAAACUUCGACAGUCAAAUUUGAAUGAAUAUUGAAAUUAUCCGACUUUAAAGCGGUUCAUUCUCAGAGACCUUUUAAAAAACAUGAAGAGUUAGUAAAACUGUAUGAAGAGGAAACUAACAUGACAAGAAGAAACAGGUUUGAAACUCUCCUCCUUUCAAACGUCUAGAUGAACUCACUUCUGAUUCAACACUGCGUCUAAUGUAGGCAUUCAGUCGGCCCCUAAAUAAAGGCGUAGAUUAUCCAGCUGGCUGAAAUGUUUAUUAUUUUUGAGGUUCAGUUUUGUUCCAUCAUAAAACACUUUCAAAGCACUUUGCCCAUGUAGAGUUGAUUUGCAAUUAUUUGUUAAAAUCAGCCUCAUUUUUUAGCUUUAUUAUCAUUUUCUUUUGAGACAACAAAUGAAUAAAAACUGAGCAAAAGCUUCAAUGUUGUUUUUAGACAUUACCUAAAGUGUAAAUUUGUUCUGUGACUGCUUUAAAAAAAAAAGAUUUAUGUAACUGACUAAAGCACCUGAUUCAAAGGGAAGCGCCUUCAAAUAUGGAGCUGAGUGUGAAACUGACUGAAAGAGAGGAUCAUUUGAGACAAACUCACUGAUCAUAAGUGAGAGACUCCUGUUCUUUUUGGUUUGUUGUAGCACUUCAUUCUUCAGGUAAUUCAUCUGAGGGUGUGAAAAGGCAAAAUGUUUGGAUCACCAAAGUAAAAGGAACACUAAAACAAGA